GUUUUGCAUUGGUCUCUUCUUUUCUGUUUACAUGUCGACGUGUUUUUCUAUUGCUUUUAUGGAUUCUAUUGUGAAGACAGCUGAAUGUGUGCAGCACUUUGAACCCAAGACAAAUUUCCCCGUGAGGACAAUAAAGAGCAUCAUAUCGUAUUCAAAACAGGCACUGCCAAAUCCAGCAUAUAGAGUGUCAUUGUGACCCUCGCUCUGACACUGUGGUUGGUAGGUUGAGCAAAUUCACCCGUGUGACAAGUGCUGAUUUCCAACCCUGUUUUAUACAGUUCUAGAUAUAAAUGUCUGUCCUAAAGGUCAUGGUUGCUGUUAAAUACUAACAUGUUAGUUUAAUGUUUAAAGUUUAAGACUCAAUGUCUUGUUAUUGGCAUUAUUCAGGGCAGAUCAGACGGACAAAUCAUGUUAGGAUCUAAACAAACUGCACUGAGGUGCUGCAUCAGGUACUUAGGCAGACAGGAAGGAAGAGAAAAUCAAAUUAAGGAUCACAUCAGGUUGUUUUACCUGCAUGAACAUCAUUUAUCGUCCUCUGAUCAACCUCGAGAUAAGAAGAUGAGUGAACCAAGACCCUCAGGUCCACAAAUGAGGAGAAGCAGUUUGUCAGCUCUGGAGUCCAACCCCUCCCAGCUGACAGAUCUGGACCUGACUGUCAAUAAGCUGCAGGAUUCAGAAGUGAAGCGGCUGUGUGAUUUUCUGCAGAGUUCAGACUGUAGACUGGAGAUUCUGAGAUUGAGUGGCUGCAGUUUGUCAGAGAUCAGCUGUUCUUCUCUGGCCUCAGCUCUGAAGUCCAACCCCUCCCAUCUGAAACAUCUGUACCUGGGUGGCAACAAGCUGCAGGAUUCAGGAGUGAAGCUGCUGUGUGAUUUUCUGCAGAGUCCAAACUGUAGACUGAAGACUCUGGGUUUGAAGAGCUGCAGUUUGUCAGAGAUCAGCUGUUCUUCUCUGGCCUCAGCUCUGAAGUCCAACCCCUCCCAUCUGAAACAUCUGUACCUGGGUGGCAACAAGUUGCAGGAUUCAGGAGUGAAGCUGCUGUGUGAGGGACUGCAGACUCCAAACUGUAGACUGGAGACUCUGAAAUUGAGGAAGUGCAGUUUGUCAGAGAUCAGCUGUUCUUCUCUGGCCUCAGCUCUGAAGUCCAACCCCUCCCAUCUGAUAGAUCUGGACCUGAGAAACAACGAGCUGCAGGAUUCAGAAGUGAAGCUGCUACGUGAUCUUCUGAAGAAUCCAGACUACACACUGGAGACUCUGCAGUGGAGGGGGUGAGUCUUUAAAGAGAGGAUCCUGCCGACCACAGAGCUGGAAGCAGCAGCUGGUGUGUUGGUGAGUCUUUAACUGGGGCGUGUUACUGGGAGACUGACGGACCAAUCACAGUGCAGAUGACUCUCAGUGCUGCAGUCUGAGCUGCUCUGAGAUCAGCUCCAUCGUCACACACAGGACCAUGACCUCGGACAUUUUUCUAUUCUCAUAUUCUGAAUUUAAACUGCUUCAUGACUCAAUGGCCAAAGAUGACAGUUUUUUCCAAUUGCUAAAACACAAUUUUGAAAACUAGGCUGGUUUUAUCAAAAUACUUAACACAAUUCACAAAACCACACACCCAAACUGCAAAAUACCUCAUAUAUCCUGCAAAAUGAAGCACUGCAACCAAAACUACAUAUAGCAUUAUCAAAAUCAAACUUUUGCACCAAAUGGCACACACUUCAUUCAUAUUACCAGAUUUUUGUCUAACUAAAUACACACUGUUGGGCAUAAUGAAAAGCACUCUCAUCUUUAGUAUGCUUUGCCAUAAUACUAACAUAGUUCGAAUUGUAGAAAAUUCUUCAGAUUGUUCACAUGCACAGAAAUAUUUGCAGAUACACACACAUGCUGUUGAAACCUUUAUUUUUUUAUUUUUCACCAAACAAGUCAGUGCAACAUAUACCAGUACAGUAAAACGGCUCAAGUUGGGCUGCACUCUCUGUCCAGCCUCUCACAUUGUCAGCCCAUGGUUGAUGACAUGAUCAACUAAGGUUGCUCUGAUUUCAUUUGAAAGUUGUUGUCUUCUUUGGCCAUGAACUCCUCUACCAGCUCUACCCCUACCCCUACCUCUCACUCUUCCUCCCCCUCUCAUUCUCACCCUCCCUCUUCCUCUUCCUCUUCCUCUCUCUGCAACGUCUUCCAUUGUUGUUGUAAAAAAAAAGAUGCUCACUUGUGGUCUUUUCAUAGUGCUUACUUCCUGAUUGAAGUGAUAACAAUUAACCAUUGAGGUGUUUGGCCAGGUGGCACAUACAUUGGCCAAUUAGCUCAUGUAGUGUCCUUUUGAAUGGCAGUGUUUUGAAAUGGCAAACAUGUGACUUUAUGUCAGAUUGUUGUGUCUUAUGCAGAGAACCGUGUUCAGUGCAUUUAAGAAGUGCCCAAUUAAAUUGCAAAAUGUGUGUAAAGCAGACAAUGUGUUUAGACUUUUGGAGACUUGAGAAGAGGUUUUGCUCUCUGGGUGUCAGUUUAAAUAAUUGUGCUAUGCAUGUCAUUUUAUUGUGUUAGCAAUUGGAAAAAACUGUAACUCUUUGAUUUGUAUAUAAAUGUUUCUGUUGCAGCGCCACCCUGUGGACAUGUGUAGUGGUGCAGGUUAUUCAUUGACUCAUAUUCACAGAUAACAGUAGAAGUUGAUUCCACCUGUUAAAGUUAAAGUCUGAAGUUCUGCUUUUAACCACGAGUCGUUGGUCGUCUGAUAAUAAAUCAGUCGUCUCUUUGUUGGAUCAAAACAAAGAGGAGGCUUCACUGAGUUUUUAAAAGAACUACAAACAGGAUGUCUGGAUCCAGGUGCAGAGUCAGCACCUGAAUAUUUGAUGUAAUAUGAGAUGAUAUAAAAAGAGCUGAAUAACAUGCAGACUCAAUCAUUGAUAUUCAUUCAUCAUGUCAGGGUAACAACGGACACGUUAUCAAACUAUCUUUAUUUUUAACUUCUGAUGUUUAUUACACUUUGAUGUUUUAACCUUCUGUUUUUAUUAUCUCAGGAUUUUAAAUAGAAAUAAAUUCAAUCUGUGGAGGGUUUUAUUUGAAUAAUAAUUCAUGUUUAGGUUCUGUUGCUGCUAUCACUGCUUUCUGCCAGCAGGUGUCACUGUUUCCACAGUUUUCUCCCAGACUGAUCGAUCUGAAGAGAUUAUUUCUGUGUCAGGAAACACAAAGAAAGAUAGAUGAUGCCAGCUCUUUUAUUUGUUCUUCUGUUUUUAUAUUUCAUGUUCAAGUUUAAUGUCUCUUUUUGUAAUCACUGCCCCCUAGUGGGGCUUCUGUUUAUUAAAUAUCACAGUCGGGUGUUUUGGAUUUUAUUAAGGCUGUACAUUAAUCUUCUUUGAAAUUAAAGUUUAUUUCACACAAA
Molecule: messenger RNA, 3358 nt
Organism: Labrus mixtus (cuckoo wrasse)
Lineage: Eukaryota; Metazoa; Chordata; Actinopteri; Labriformes; Labridae
Product: NACHT, LRR and PYD domains-containing protein 12-like
Exons: 7
Coding region: 409-1269 (286 amino acids)
Molecular function (GO): protein binding
Source: RefSeq, a predicted model, not a curated record